Messenger RNA from Tetrahymena thermophila SB210, 2436 nucleotides. RefSeq names its product glutamylglutaminyl-tRNA synthetase protein. The transcript is spliced from 3 exons. NCBI's taxonomy places the organism in Eukaryota, Ciliophora, Oligohymenophorea, Hymenostomatida, Tetrahymenidae. Gene Ontology annotation, biological process: glutaminyl-tRNA aminoacylation; translation. The record is from RefSeq and is a predicted model, not a curated record. Gene Ontology annotation, cellular component: cytoplasm; cytosol. Gene Ontology annotation, molecular function: ATP binding; glutamine-tRNA ligase activity.
AUGUUCAGAAGACUUUUUCAAACUUAGAAAUAUGCUAAUAAGUUUUAUUAUAAAAUAUACUAGGGAUUCAGUAAUGUAUUGUUUUAGCGCUUUUAAUUGAUAGGUGUCAGUAAAAAUUUCAUUGAGUAAGCUGAGAAAAGCAAACAAGUUUCGAAUCAUCUAGAAGAUUUGCAUCAGAAAUAUAAAGAAUCCAUUUAUGCAAACAAAAAGAAAGCCAACUUAAUUAUUAGUUUAUCAAGCAAAUUGACACCUACUCUAGAAUCAUAUAAGUAUGAAUUGGCUUAAUAUAUAAUUAACGAAUAAAUUAACUCAAAUGCUGAUUUAGACAAGGCUUUAGCAUAUGUUAAAGAUUAUGCUAAAAAGAAUAAUCAAUUAGAUUGGAAAUAAUUCGAGUAGACAUUAGGACUAGGGAUAUAGAUAGACGAAUCAUAAGUUAUUUCAGAUAUAGUAACAGAGCUUAACUCUAUACCUAACUUAAACAAGGAAUUACUGUGCUCUGAUAAGAAAUAUUCCUCUUAGAAUUUAAGAGUAGUAAGAGAUAAGCUUAAAUAGCAUGAAAGCAAAUUAAUAUUUUAAUGUUUUGACAAAGCAGUUUAGUAGUUUAUUGAAAAUUAAGAGAAAAACACUAAUUAAUAAGGGGCGUAAGACAAAGAUGGAGUAAUUCAUUCAAGCUAAGGAAAUAGUAUCUUUAUUAAGGAAGACCUUUAAACUCAUAUUUGGGAUAAAAUAGCUUCUUUAAAAGGUCGUGACUUAUGCUAUGAAAAUAACAGUAAGUAGGCUUAUGAAAAACACUUAAAAGAAAGAAAUGGAUAUUAAUAUAUUUUCAGAUUUCCACCUGAGCCUAAUGGAUAUCUUCAUUUGGGGCAUGCAAAAGCAUUAAGAACAAAUUUCUAUUCUGCUGAAAAGUUAGGAGGAGUUUGCUAUUUGAGAUAUGAUGACACAAACCCAGAAAAGGAAAAAUUAGACUAUAUUGAAAGCAUAAAAGAUAAUGUUUUAUGGUUUGGAUUCAAACCUUAUAACAUAACAUACUCUUCAGACUAUUUCUAAGAAAUAUAUGAGUGCGCUAUCAAGCUCAUUAAUAAAGGAUUAGCCUAUGUUUGUGAGUUGUCAUAAGAGCAGAUGGCAGAAUUGAGAUAAAAUAAAUAGGCCUCUCCUUACAGAAAUAGGAGUAUAGAAGAUAAUUUGAGAAUGUUUGAAGACAUGAAAUAAGGGAAAUAUAAAGAAAAUGAAGUCUGUUUGAGAAUGAAAAUUGAUUAUUAACAUCCUAACCCAACUAUGAGAGACCCUGUUAUGUAUAGAGUUAAAUAUCAUCCCCAUCCUAAGACUGGUAAAAAAUGGUGCAUUUAUCCAAUGUAUGAUUUUACUCACUGCCUAUGUGAUUCAUUUGAAAAUAUUACUCAUUCUCUUUGUACUCUUGAAUUUGAGAUUAGAAGAGAUCUUUAUUAUUGGAUUCUAGAUUCACUUGAUUUGUAUAAGCCUGUUGUCUGGGAGUAUUCUCGUCUGAAUGUCUCAAAUAGUGUUUUAAGUAAGAGAAAACUUUUGACCUUGAUUAACAAUAAAGUAGUAGAUGGAUGGGAUGAUCCUCGUCUGUUGACAAUCAAUGCUCUUCGUAGAAGAGGUGUCAGACCAGAAGCAAUUAGUGCAUUUGUAGAUUUAGUAAAUGUAGCUAGAAGAGGUAAUGAAAAUAUUAUCGAUCAGAAGCUUUUAGAUUAUUGUAUUCGCUAGGAUUUAGAAAAUAUUUCCCCCAGAACUAUGUCCAUAUUAGAACCUAUCAAAUUACAAAUAAUUAACUUUGAUGAUUUUAAUGUAAAACAAGUUAAAGUUCCUCUCUUCCCUAAAGAACCUAAUAGAGGAUUUAGAGAAUUAAACAUUUCAUCCGAGUUGCUGGUAGAUGCUUCUGAUGUCAGAGAAAGUGAACCAAAUAAAAAAUAAGAAGAUCACUAAAAUUUAUAAAAAAAGAGCACUAAAAAGGUGGAUAAAAAUACAUUCAUAGGAAUCUAUCCUGGUUCUUAGAUAGCACUUAAAUACUUUGGAGUUAUUGAGAUCAUAAGUGUAAAUAUGCAAGAAAAAGUAGUUAAAAGCAGAUUGAUAUCUACUGAAGAAAAAGAAAGAAGAGAGGCUAUAGGGUAAAUACAUUGGAUUAAUCCCCAGGAAGCAGUUUAAUGUUAAGUAAAAGUAUAUAAUGAUCUAUUCACUGUGGCAGAUCCUAAUCAGUUCGAUAAUAUUCUAGAUGCAGUAAACCCUAACAGCUUAGAAGAGUACAAUAAUGCUUAUAUUAACAAGGACUUAAUUAACUUGUCAAAAGAAUAUAAAACAUUCUAAUUUGAGAGAGUGGGUUAUUUCACACUUGACCAAACUUCAGAUAUUUAAGAAAAUAAAAUACGCUUUAACAGGACAGUGAGCUUAAAAGAUAGAGUCAAUAGAUCUAAUUUAUGA